CCCGAGGGGGGGAGGCGGCAGGCGCCGGGAGCCGCGCGAGGAGCUGCCGCCGCCGCCGCGCCAUGGAGCCCGAGUGAGCGCGCGCGGGCCCGCCCGGCCCCGGACAACAUGGAGGCGGCGCCGCCGCGGCUGCUGCUGCUCGCGCUCUGCUGCAGCCUGGCCCCCGCCGCGGCCUCGCCGCUCCUGCUGUUCGCCAACCGCCGGGACGUGCGGCUGGUGGACGCCGGCGGAGUCAAGCUGGAGUCCACCAUCGUGGUCAGCGGCCUGGAGGACGCGGCUGCGGUGGACUUCCAGUUCUCCAAGGGAGCCGUGUACUGGACGGACGUGAGCGAGGAGGCCAUCAAGCAGACCUACCUGAACCAGACGGGGGUCGCCGUGCAGAACGUGGUCAUCUCCGGCCUGGUGUCACCCGACGGCCUGGCCUGCGACUGGGUUGGCAAGAAGCUGUACUGGACAGACUCGGAGACCAACCGCAUUGAGGUCGCCAACCUCAAUGGGACGUCCCGGAAGGUCCUCUUCUGGCAGGACCUCGACCAGCCACGGGCCAUCGCCUUGGACCCCGCACACGGGUACAUGUACUGGACAGACUGGGGCGAGACACCUCGAAUCGAGCGGGCAGGGAUGGACGGCAGUACCCGGAAAAUCAUUGUGGACUCCGACAUUUACUGGCCCAACGGGCUGACCAUCGACUUGGAGGAGCAGAAGCUCUACUGGGCCGACGCCAAACUCAGCUUCAUCCACCGUGCCAACCUGGACGGCUCGUUCCGGCAGAAGGUGGUGGAGGGCAGCCUGACACACCCCUUUGCCCUGACGCUCUCUGGGGACACUCUGUACUGGACGGACUGGCAGACCCGCUCCAUCCACGCCUGUAACAAGAGGACUGGAGAGAAGAGGAAGGAGAUCCUGAGCGCUCUCUAUUCGCCCAUGGAUAUUCAAGUGCUCAGCUCAGAGCGGCAGCCUUACUUCCACACACGGUGUGCGGAGGACAAUGGCGGCUGUUCCCACCUGUGCCUGCUGUCCCCGAGGGAGCCUUUCUACACGUGCGCCUGCCCCACCGGCGUGCAGCUUCACGACAACGGCAAGACGUGCAAGGCAGGGGCUGAGGAGGUGCUGCUGCUGGCCCGGCGGACGGACCUGCGGAGGAUCUCGCUGGACACACCGGACUUCACCGACAUUGUGCUGCAAGUUGAUGACAUCCGGCACGCCAUUGCCAUCGACUACGACCCGCUGGAGGGCUAUGUCUACUGGACGGACGACGAGGUGCGGGCCAUCCGCAGGGCGUACCUGGACGGGUCAGGGGCACAGACGCUGGUCAACACCGAGAUCAACGACCCCGAUGGCAUCGCGGUCGACUGGGUGGCCCGUAACCUCUAUUGGACGGACACGGGCACCGACCGCAUCGAGGUGACCCGUCUCAAUGGCACCUCCCGCAAGAUCCUGGUGUCUGAGGACCUGGACGAGCCCCGGGCCAUCGUGCUGCACCCCGUGAUGGGCCUCAUGUACUGGACAGACUGGGGGGAAAACCCCAAAAUCGAGUGCGCCAACCUGGAUGGGCAGGAGCGGCACAUCCUGGUGAACACGUCCCUCGGUUGGCCCAAUGGCUUGGCCCUGGACCUGCAGGAGGGAAAGCUGUACUGGGGAGACGCCAAGACGGACAAAAUUGAGGUGAUCAACGUCGACGGGACAAAGAGGCGGACGCUCCUGGAGGACAAGCUCCCACACAUCUUCGGGUUCACGCUGCUGGGGGACUUCAUCUACUGGACCGACUGGCAACGGCGCAGCAUCGAGCGCGUGCACAAGGUCAAGGCCAGCCGGGACGUCAUCAUCGACCAGCUGCCCGACCUGAUGGGGCUCAAGGCCGUGAACGUGGCCAAGGCUGUCGGAACCAACCCGUGUGCAGACAAGAACGGGGGGUGCAGCCACCUGUGCUUCUUCACGCCUCACGCAACCAAGUGCGGCUGCCCCAUCGGCCUGGAGCUGCUGAGUGACAUGAAGACCUGCAUCGUCCCCGAGGCCUUCCUGGUCUUCACCAGCAGGGCCGCCAUCCACAGGAUCUCCCUGGAGACCAACAACAAUGACGUGGCCAUCCCGCUGACGGGCGUCAAGGAGGCCUCUGCGCUGGACUUCGAUGUGUCCAACAAUCACAUCUACUGGACGGACGUCAGCCUGAAGACCAUCAGCCGAGCCUUCAUGAACGGGAGCUCCGUGGAGCACGUGAUCGAGUUUGGCCUCGACUACCCGGAAGGCAUGGCCGUCGACUGGGUGGGCAAGAACCUCUACUGGGCAGACACUGGUACCAAUAGGAUCGAAGUGGCCCGGUUGGAUGGACAGUUCCGGCAGGUCCUUGUAUGGAGGGACCUGGACAACCCAAGAUCACUGGCCCUGGACCCCACCAAAGGCUACAUCUACUGGACCGAGUGGGGUGGGAAACCCAGGAUCGUGCGGGCCUUCAUGGACGGGACCAACUGCAUGACGCUGGUGGACAAGGUGGGUCGGGCCAACGACCUCACCAUUGACUACGCUGACCAGCGUCUCUACUGGACCGACCUGGACACCAACAUGAUCGAGUCGUCCGACAUGCUGGGUCAGGAGCGCGUUGUGAUCGCCGACGACCUCCCGCACCCCUUCGGCCUGACGCAGUACAGUGAUUACAUCUACUGGACCGACUGGAACCUGCACAGCAUCGAGAGGGCCGACAAGGCCAGUGGCCGGAACCGCACCCUCAUCCAGGGCCACCUGGACUUCGUGAUGGACAUCCUGGUGUUCCACUCCUCCCGCCAGGACGGCCUCAACGAUUGCGUGCACAACAACGGGCAGUGUGGGCAGUUGUGCCUCGCCAUCCCAGGCGGCCACCGCUGUGGCUGUGCUUCCCACUACACCCUGGACCCCAGCAGCCGCAACUGCAGCCCGCCCACCACCUUCCUGCUGUUCAGCCAGAAAUGUGCCAUCAGCCGCAUGAUCCCUGACGACCAGCACAGCCCAGACCUCAUCCUACCCUUGCAUGGGCUGAGGAACGUCAAGGCCAUCGACUAUGACCCACUGGACAAGUUCAUCUACUGGGUGGAUGGGCGCCAGAACAUCAAGCGAGCCAAGGAUGACGGGACCCAGCCCUUUGUUUUGACCUCUCCAAGCCAGAGCCAAAACCCAGACAGGCAGCCCCACGACCUCAGCAUCGACAUCUACAGCCGGACGCUGUUCUGGACAUGUGAGGCCACCAAUACCAUCAACGUCCAUCGGCUGAAUGGAGACGCCAUGGGUGUGGUGCUCCGUGGGGACCGUGACAAGCCCCGGGCUAUCGUCGUCAAUGCCGAGCGAGGGUACCUAUACUUCACCAACAUGCAGGACCGCGCGGCCAAGAUCGAGCGAGCGGCCUUGGACGGCACCGAGCGUGAGGUCCUCUUCACCACGGGCCUCAUCCGGCCUGUGGCCCUCGUGGUGGACAACAGGCUGGGCAAGCUCUUCUGGGUGGACGCGGACCUGAAGCGCAUCGAAAGCUGUGACCUGUCAGGGGCCAACCGCCUGACCCUGGAGGACGCCAACAUCGUGCAGCCCAUGGGUCUGACCGUGCUGGGCAAGCACCUCUACUGGAUUGACCGGCAGCAGCAGAUGAUCGAGCGUGUGGAGAAGACCACCGGCGACAAGCGGACCCGAGUCCAGGGCCGAGUCGCCCAUCUGACGGGCAUCCACGCUGUGGAGGAUACCAGCCUAGAGGAGUUCUCGGCCCACCCGUGUGCCCGGGACAACGGCGGCUGCUCCCACAUCUGCAUUGCCAAGGGUGACGGGACACCACGGUGCUCGUGCCCGGUCCACCUCGUGCUCCUGCAGAACCUGCUGACCUGUGGUGAGCCUCCCACCUGCUCCCCCGACCAGUUCGCGUGCGCCACCGGGGAGAUCGACUGCAUCCCCGGGGCCUGGCGCUGCGACGGCUUCCCCGAAUGUGACGACCAGAGCGACGAGGAGGGCUGCCCGGUGUGCUCGGCAGCCCAGUUCCCCUGCGCGCGGGGCCAGUGCGUGGACCUGCGCCUGCGCUGCGACGGCGAGGCCGACUGCCAGGACCGCUCCGACGAGGCCGACUGCGACGCCGUCUGCCUGCCCAACCAGUUCCGCUGCGCCAGCGGCCAGUGCGUCCUCAUCAAGCAGCAGUGCGAUUCCUUCCCCGACUGCAUCGACGGCUCCGAUGAGCUCAUGUGCGAGAUCACCAAGCCGCCCUCCGAUGACAGCCCGGCCCACAGCAGCGCCAUCGGGCCGGUCAUCGGCAUCAUCCUCUCCCUCUUUGUCAUGGGCGGGGUCUACUUUGUCUGCCAGCGCGUGGUGUGCCAGCGCUACGCCGGGGCCAACGGGCCCUUCCCGCAUGAGUACGUCAGUGGGACCCCCCACGUGCCCCUCAACUUCAUAGCCCCGGGCAGCUCACAGCACGGUCCCUUCACGGGCAUCUCAUGUGGCAAGUCCAUGAUGAGCUCCGUGAGCCUGAUGGGGGGCCGGGGCGGAGUGCCCCUCUACGACCGGAACCACGUCACCGGGGCCUCGUCCAGCAGCUCGUCCAGCACCAAGGCCACCCUGUACCCGCCGGCCCUGCUAGGUCCCAGGAAAUAGCUGGAUUGUUUUCCAAAGGACUGUCACUCACAGUUGACUUUUGUGGCUGAAACACUCCAAGGAGGCCGCGUGGGCUGAGGGCCUGGUCCUAGCUGAGCCACAUGCUACAGAGAAAUGACCGUACAGAGGGUGAAACACUGAAGCCCCCAGGGCCCCCCCCUUCCACCAGGUUCCUGCCAGGGGACCUCUCCUGAGGCUGGCUUGGGGGGGGCGGGGCGGGGACACUUCCAAGAGCACAGCCCCAGGGACCUGGGUGAGCUCGAUGCACCAGCGUGAGUCUGUGUAGACAAGCAUCGGAGUCUGACGUUACAUGGUUCUAUACUUUUUAAUCCUUAAAAAACCUGACUUCCUGCAACACUGUGCUCUUCUAAGCUGAACACUACCUCCUGUGCUUUCUUUGGGGGUCUCCAGGAAGCCCUACCCGCCAGGGCUGAGUGUUUCUGCCUUUCCGGUGUCUCGUGUCCAGGCUCUCCGCUCCUUACCACAUCUGACACUGGCAGCCCUGGGAGGAAGGGGCAGCAGGGGACACUGUCUGGGCUUUGCCCGCUGGGAACUGCGUCUCCUGGAGGCUGCAGGCCCAGGCCAUGUCUAGAGGCAGCAGAAACGAGGAGCCGCAAGCCUGGGGUUCAGAAUACUCCCCCCCAUCCCUCUAGUCCUCUGUGUUGUCCCCAUCCCCUGACUCUUACAUGCGCUACGUGACCAGCUAGAAAUACCAGCUCACUCCGGGACCGCCCCCGAGCCCCCCGUGCGGACACCAGGAGGCUCGAUGCUCUGGCUUCUCUGUCCCCUGGCUCCGCUGGGAGCCGGGGGAAUUCUUAUUAGCAGCAAGAGAUGACACUGUUACCAGCCCAGCUAUUUUUUUUUUUUUUUUAAGAUUUUGUUUGUUUAUUUGAGAGCGAGCGAGCGCACUUACA
Molecule: messenger RNA, 5507 nt
Organism: Zalophus californianus (California sea lion)
Lineage: Eukaryota; Metazoa; Chordata; Mammalia; Carnivora; Otariidae
Gene: LRP5
Product: LDL receptor related protein 5
Exons: 22
Coding region: 109-4593 (1494 amino acids)
Biological process (GO): canonical Wnt signaling pathway
Molecular function (GO): Wnt receptor activity; Wnt-protein binding
Source: RefSeq, a predicted model, not a curated record